Molecule: messenger RNA, 1858 nt
Organism: Cajanus cajan (pigeon pea)
Lineage: Eukaryota; Viridiplantae; Streptophyta; Magnoliopsida; Fabales; Fabaceae
Product: pectin acetylesterase 12
Biological process (GO): cell wall organization
Cellular component (GO): plant-type cell wall
Molecular function (GO): pectin acetylesterase activity
Source: RefSeq, a predicted model, not a curated record
GAAAUAAUAUGAGUGCAUCAAAAUUAAUGUAGAAAAAGAAAACGAAAAAGAAGAAAGAGCGUCCGUGACACGAACGGUGUACACAAGAUGUUUAUUUAGUAAUCGUAAACUUUAUAAGAUUCGAAACGUGUUAAAACCUUGGAAAAGCCAGGCAAACACUGAUGUAUUUUUAUUUGGGUUUGCAUUAGCCAAACAAAGUAGAGUGUUGUGGUGUCAACCAAGUUUCAUCAGAAUUGGCAUGGCGAGAGUUUUGUGGGUUGGCAUUGCUAUAGGACUUGUUUUUUGCAACUGGGUUGAUGGCUUGGUAGGAUAUGAAGAUCACUUCAAUGAAACAGAGUUGUCUCUGUUAGAGGCUCGUGAAGCUUCCUUGUCCUACACUGGGGGGAAUCUUCUGCUGGUAGGACUCACCCUAAUUCAAAAUGCUGCAGCUAAAGGAGCAGUCUGCUUGGAUGGAACAUUACCUGGUUAUCAUUUGCAUCGAGGAUAUGGAUCAGGAUCAAAUUGCUGGCUUAUUAAUUUAGAGGGGGGUGGAUGGUGUAAUAAUGUUAGAACAUGUGUUUAUCGCAAGAAAACCCGGCGUGGGUCAUCAGAUUUCAUGGAAAAGGAGAUACCUUUUACGGGAAUAUUAAGUAAUAAGGCUGAAGAAAAUCCAGAUUUUUUCAAUUGGAAUAGAGUAAAGCUUCGUUACUGUGAUGGUGCCUCAUUUGCUGGGGAUGGUCAAGAUGAGCCUGCAGAACUGCAAUUCAGAGGGCAGCGUAUUUGGGCAGCUGCAAUGGAAGAUUUGAUGUCAAAAGGAAUGCGUUUUGCCAAUCAGGCUCUUCUUUCGGGAUGCUCUGCGGGUGGCCUAGCUACUAUUAUUCAUUGCGAUGAAUUCCGUGGUCUCUUUCCAAGGACCACCAAAGUGAAAUGUCUCAGUGAUGCUGGGUUGUUUCUUGAUUCGAUUGAUGUAUCUGGUGGGCGCACCCUCAGGAAUUUAUACAGUGGUGUCGUAGGAUUGCAGGGAGCACAGAAGAAUCUGCCACAAAUUUGUACUAAUCAGCUUGAUCCCAUCUCGUGCUUCUUUCCUCAAAAUUUGAUUGCCAGUGUUAGGACCCCGCUUUUCAUUCUUAAUGCUGCUUAUGAUUCAUGGCAGAUCCAGUCUAGUUUAGCUCCUCCAUCUGCUGAUCCCCAUGGCUAUUGGCAUGAGUGUAGAUUAAACCAUGCUAAAUGUACUGGACCACAAAUUCAAUUUCUGCAAGGGUUCAGGAAUCACAUGCUGCAUGCUAUUAUAAACUUCUCAAAAUCAAGCCGGAAUGGCUUGUUUAUUAAUUCAUGUUUUUCUCACUGCCAAACUGAGAGACAGGAUACAUGGUUUGCUGACAAUUCUCCUGUUAUUAGGAACAAGACAAUUGCUCUAGCUGUUGGAGACUGGUAUUUCGAUCGAGCAGGUGUUAAGGUCAUUGAUUGUCCAUACCCUUGUGAUAAUACGUGCCAUCAUCUGAUUUUCAGAUGAGCCAAGUUCAUCCAUCAUCUUAUUCAUUUUCACGCUCUUCUCAUCAGUGAAGGAUUAUGCUAUUCAAAUUACGUUAUGGAAACAAUAAAAGAAAAAAAGGAAGCUGAAAAUUGCAAAUUUAAUCUGACAACCAUUACUAAAUGUUGGUCAAAGUACUUUUCAUGUUGAGAAUGUCGUGGCAAAUCCCUUUUACUGUAGCAAUAAUCAAAUGUCAUCACUUAUUUCCUUUUUAGCUGGGGAUAAAUAGAACGUGUUCCAAUAAAGUUUGGCACACUUAGUCAACAGAUAGUUGUGUUCUUAAUUAUGUUGUUGAUAGGAGUUUGAUUCAUGAUUGUUUACAUGAAAAAAAAAGACAUUUUUAGAAUA